AUGGCGACGCAUACUGGCAAACCCCCUUCCAGGGCUGGCAUCACUCAACGGCAAGGAUUUUUCGAGCCUUACAACAUCCGAGGCCAGAUGCUCUUCCAGAAUUUCGUCAUGCUGAAGAUGUUCCUUUCAGCCAUCGUCGCAAGCAUCGUUUGGUUUAGCAUCCUUUCGCUGCUCCCCUUCACGGCAUCCAAGUUCCAGUCAGCGCGCAACAAUCUAGGUUGUCGGAUGAACAGCAAAGGGAUGGCAGCGGCCGCUAUCGGUGGUGCUAUGUUGGGCAUCGGCAUGGCCUUGUCAGGAGCCUGUCCGGGAGCUGUUUUGAUUGAAGUAGGAGCUGGUGUCCAACAUGCAGGUAUGACAUUCAUCGGUUGCUUGGUUGGUGCAGUGCUGUAUGGAAUCACAGAAGAAUCUGUCAAUAACAUGAUCAGACCCUCCGAGCAGAUAACAGUGAAAAAGUUAGAUGAACAUGUUGGUGUGCCAUACAUCAUCUUCGCCUUACCAGUAGCCCUGGUCAUCAUGCUAGCCCUGGUCCUAAUCGAGUACAUGGCCCCAUGGCAGACCGAGCUUACAAGCCCUAACGCGAGUGAUGUACUGACCGGAUUGAUUGAUUUUAUUUCGCUUAGGUCAUGGCCACCUGUUCUGGCUGGCAUGCUGGUCGGGUGUCUCCAGCUGCCCAUCGUCCUGGCUGUGGAUGAACCAAUAGGUGGCAGUAGAGGAUAUUGCACCUUGGUAUCUCAGGUGAUUCCUAUGAGCUUCCUUGAGAAGUUCUCACCUUAUCUCAAGGCAUCUAGGACAGGCCUUAAGAAUUGGUGGCAGGUCCUGUACAUCACAUCAGCGAUUGGUGGUGCGGCAGCCUCGGCUCUUUCCUCUGGUACAUGGUCUUCAACGGUGGGAGUUCCUCCCCUGCAUGCACUGCUGGGCGGUGUGGUCAUGAUCUAUGGCUCCAGAUUGGCGGGAGGAUGUACGAGUGGUCAUGGUCUCUCCGGUAUCGGUUCACUCUCAAUCUUAUCUUUCAUCGCUAUUCCAGCCAUGUUUGCUGGAGGCAUCGCUACAGCAGUUACCAUGACAACCCUCGGUAUCUACUGAACAGCAUCCAUGCCGCAGUCUUCAUCUUUUUUUAUACUUGAUUAAAAAAAUAAUUUCUUCGAAUCUCAAGAAAGACAUGAUUUUUUUUUCAACAAUGCUGCAUCCUAAGAUUUACCUCAUGUAACUGUUUAAAGAAAAAUAGUGUCAGACUUUCACAUAAAAUAUGGUGAGUCCUUUGGGAUGAGUCUGGCAGUUUUACUUGAAAGGUAGAAAUUUGCUGAUAGAAAAAUGUUGCUGCAUGUUCAUUGCAUUUACUAUUUAUUUAUUUAUUAAACACUAACUCGGACGAAAAUUUGUUGAUAUACUAUUCAUCAAACUAAUCAAUUUCAUCAGUCAAUGUAGAUGUAUUCAAAAAACCAUAAUGGAAAUUCAAGAGGUAGAGAUUCAGGUGAUACAACGUCAGGUUAUGAAUUAUGAAUUGAUUUGCACAUUUAAAUACCUCUAACAAAAUGAAACAUAACUUCAAGUCACUAAGUCCUGUUUAAGUAGAAUCCGCAUCAAUUAUAGUAUCUCUGAGAAGUCAUUACAAUCGAUAACAAAGUUAUGAGAAUGUUUAAGAAUACUUUUUUGCCUUAAUAUGAGUAAUAUAAUUCAGUUCACAAGUGCCUUAAGAAAACUAAUAUAUUCAUAAAGUGUAUAAUACUCUAUGUAUUGAAUUAUUUCUUCUCUUUUCAUUUUUUUGCUGCAUUGUUGCAUAUUCAGAGUAUACAUGUAUAUGUGUGUAUAUAUCUUUGUAUAUAGAAGCUUAUGCCAAGAAGUUAACUCCAAGAUUGAUGGAUGAUUUGCAAUUUUACUUGGAGUUUUAUCUUUUAAUGGAUCACGAUGGUGGUCAAUUCUGUCUCCCACCGAACGUGUAUAAAGUCUUGCAUUAUUCAUUUUGACAGGCAAAAAUGAUUAAAUUUUUAGAUAUGCGCCACUGUAAAUAUGAUUAAUAUUACAUUUGCAUGACAGAAAGAAAUGGAACUGCUACUUAAUGUAUAUAGUAUGAAGAAAGAAUAUUAGUGAGAUUUCAUCUUGUAACUGGACGGGUUGCUACCUCGAUAUACAAGGACUAUGUGGUGAUAUUAACAGUACUAUUAGGAGUCAGGCAUCAAUGAAAUGGAAAGAAUUUGGGAGUGGCACUGGUGGUGAGAAGUCCUGAAUGUUUCGAAAGAAGUGAAAUAUAAUGGAAAUUCAUGUACAUUCAAGAUGAGAAAUAUACAGGAAUAAACCGAAUAGAUGAUUGAAAUAUUCUUUAUGGUAAUUAUGAUCAUGCAGGCAUUUUACGGGCUAUAUAUUCAAGUUUGUUAAAGUAAAUCAUGAAAAUAUAUAAUCGUUGAGUGAUGUCCAAUUCAAGCGUGUCUCAUGAUACAAAUUCAAGUUCUUGAAAAAGGCAUUUUAAUUUGCAAUAACCAACCCUCCCCCCAAAAAAAAAUGCAUAAGACACAACAAUCUGUAUAAAGUUGUCUUGAAAUUAUUCCUUUCAUCUUAAAAUUGGAAAAACUUGGCUUAAACUCACGACCCUACAAUGCUUACUACUAUGCUGCAAGAUAAGAAAAGAGACAUUACAUAUUUCUAAAAAUAUGCUGCAGUUUGUUUUGAAAUUGAUUUGUUACUUGAUGGUUCUCCUCAUAAUUAUUGUCCAAAACAAUUUCGUCAAUCAUUUUCUAAUUUGAAAUAAGAUGAAAUGCCAUUUAUAUUGUGUCUAUACUAUAAUCUAUACAUGAUUGGAAAUAUCACAAGGAGUAUUUAUCUGAACAAGACAACUCUAUAAAUCUUCAAAUGAUUUUGCAAGUUAUGGAUUGGUGUUGCAUAUCUAUAUCAUUGCCUAACAUGAUGUAUUCGGCUCAUGUAUGCUCUAAAAUGCCAAUGUCUAUUGCACUAAAAUAAUUUGGUAGCUUGAGCCUUUGAUUGAAAAUUAUAUUUUUGAAAAUAUUUUGUAGACAUUGUAUCUUAAGGUUCACUGUGAUGCUGGAAUUAGAUUUAAGUCUCUUCUCAUUAUUUUUCAUUAUUCAGUUCAUCAUAUUACUAAAAUAUGCUAUUGUCAUCUCGUAGAUAAGCCCAUAAUUAGUCCCAGCUUUGAGUAUAUGCAUAUUUGCCAGAUGGACUUUUUAUCGUGUUUUGUAAAUUUUUCCUUAAACCAGAACAAUGAUUAUCCACCUAAACUUUACCUCAAAUUUAUAUAAACUUCUACUGUCGUGGUGUAUAUUCUGAUAAAAACAUAAUAUAUGUUAAUUUAUGUUACAUUUACUUUUUUUGAUGAAGGUGUCGUUGGUUGAAUGUUUUAUACUUCUCAAAUGAUGUUUAUACUUUGAAAUUUUAUAUAAUCGAUAAUAUUGUGAUUUGUAUUUGAAAGAAAUGUAUUCAGGUAAUAUGUGCUUUGGUGACUGUAAGUUGCCAGUUGGUCUACAUUUAUAUCUGCUUUGUCUACUUUACAUUUGGUCUCAUCCCACAUGGUCUAAUACAGGGUGGUGUUUCAUAAAGCUGUUCCUAAAGUCACGCACAACUUUACGCACGACUGGAACCUGUUCUUAGGCACUAAAUCAGUUACAUAGGGAUAUCAUUUAGAACAAGAAAGGAUCACCAGUCGUGCGUAAAGUCAUUCGUAUCUUACGAACAGCUUUAUGAAACGGGCCCCUGGUACGUCUACAAUUAGUUAGUCUACUAACCAUUUGGUCUAUUAACUGGCCUAAUUUAGCCCACCUACCACUUUUUAUCUAAUAUCUAGUUAGAAUAGACCCACUUUGUGUAAAAUCCACUUGGUCUAAUAUCACUUCGUCUACAAGGUUAGAUGAACUGUAUUUAUGAACCAUAUUUUCAUUUCACAAAGUGAAAUAUAAUAUUUUUUCAUUUGUAAAGAGUAAACAAUGAUAAUUUAGACGAAGUGGAAAAUUAGACCAAAUGGCAUUAGACUAAAUGAGAAUUACAUGUAGACCACAUGGGUAUUGUAGACCAUAGAGCAAUUAGAUCAAAUUGAAAGUGGACCAAAUGGGAUUAGCCCAUGUGGUAUCAGACUAUCUGGGAAGAAGACCAAGUACUUUUAGACCAAGUAAAUAUAUAUAUACCCAUGUGCUUGGUGACAUGUGGCACCAGCAUUUUGUACAAGACCAUACUGAGUACAUGUAAUAUUGCAUUUAAAUAAAGGAACAUCAUAAUAUGCAAUCUAUUUCUUGAA
Lytechinus pictus (painted urchin) is the source of this 4237-nucleotide messenger RNA. Its product is annotated as thiosulfate transporter TsuA-like. Bases 1 to 1083 code for a protein of 360 amino acids. The record is from RefSeq and is a predicted model, not a curated record. The transcript has 8 exons. NCBI's taxonomy places the organism in Eukaryota, Metazoa, Echinodermata, Echinoidea, Temnopleuroida, Toxopneustidae. Gene Ontology annotation, cellular component: plasma membrane.